Messenger RNA from Melanaphis sacchari, 1275 nucleotides. RefSeq names its product ubiquitin-conjugating enzyme E2 H (gene UbcE2H). Gene Ontology annotation, biological process: ubiquitin-dependent protein catabolic process; protein polyubiquitination. Bases 120 to 668 code for a protein of 182 amino acids. Gene Ontology annotation, molecular function: ubiquitin conjugating enzyme activity. Gene Ontology annotation, cellular component: nucleus. Lineage: Eukaryota; Metazoa; Arthropoda; Insecta; Hemiptera; Aphididae. The transcript is spliced from 2 exons. The record is from RefSeq and is a predicted model, not a curated record.
GAACAACUGUCAUUCGCUCGAUUCCCAAAGGAUCCCAAUCAGCCUAAAUACAACCCGAACGGACUUGUCUGGUCUCGCUCCAGUAACUAUAAACUUGGUAUACAAUUCUGCCAACUGCUAUGUCUUCACCUAGUGCCGGCAAGCGCCGUAUGGACACAGAUGUCAUAAAAUUGAUAGAAAGCAAACAUGAGGUUACUCUUUUAAACGGCUUGAAUGAGUUUUGUGUUAAACUCUAUGGACCACGUGGUACUCCUUACGAAGGUGGCUUAUGGAAAGUUCGAGUGCAUCUUCCCGAACAUUAUCCAUUUAAAUCUCCUUCAAUUGGCUUUAUUAAUAAAAUUUACCAUCCAAACAUUGAUGAAGUAUCUGGUACUGUUUGUCUUGAUGUAAUCAACCAAGCUUGGACUGCUUUGUAUGACCUGCUUAAUAUUUUUGAGUCAUUUCUGCCCCAGUUGCUUGCCUACCCAAAUCCAAUUGAUCCAUUAAAUGGUGAUGCUGCAGCUUUGUAUUUGCAUAAACCUGAACAAUAUAAAAAGCGUGUUGAAGAAUAUGUAAAAAAAUAUGCUACGGAAGAAGCACUCAAAGAUGAUGGAAAUGCUGGUUCGGACAGCGAUGAAUCCUCUAUGUCGGAGUUUAGUGAAAGUGAAGCACAAGACAUGGAGCUAUAGCCAUCAUUUUUCUAAAAUUAAUUAAUAAUUAUAAAUAUUAUUAUGUAUCCAAUUUUUUCGUUUGUUUUCACUAAUUUACUUAAAUGUUAGUUAAAGUUAAGUAGAUAUUGGUAGGUUUUUUUAUGUUGAUCACAUCUUUUUAAUACUUGAAGAAUUAAUUUUGUAGAUAUUUUUUUUUAAGGUCAAAAAAAUUAAUUUGUGAUAUUCAUAGAAGAAAAUACAAUAAUAAUAAUAAUAAUAAUAAUAAUAGAUUAAUAGUAAUACGUCAAACUUAAAACCCAUUUUCAUUAGAUUUAUGUAUGCUUAUAGUCCAGACUAUUCUAGAAAUUUAUGAGCUUGGUUGUGUCGUACAAUUUGUUAAUAUUUGUUAUAAAAGCUAUGUGUCUGUUAAAAUAUUUAUGAAAAUAGAUACAAAGAAACAGAUAUACAGUUUAAUUUUAAAAAUCAACUUGCUUUUUAGGCUAGUACUUUCUGCCUUAUUGUACGUACAACUAUUUUGUUAAUAUGGUUUAUACAAAUACUUUAUUCAAUUUUAAAUUUCAUAAUACUGUCGUUGACCAUGUAUUAAGAAUAACUCUUUCAUAUUUUGUAAACUAUGAUACAACUU